UUUUAAUGUAACCAGCAGAAGUACGACGUCAUUUACUAAACAACUAUGGCGGCCAGCUCGAUUUUUAUACUCUAUUCUAGCCAAGUAGCUAGAUCUAUGUCAAUUUAGAACAGCUGCCAGUUUUCAUUUCGAUCAAAAGGUUACUUACAAUCUUUAAUGUCUCUAAUCGCUGUUUAAAAAACUGAAGAUGUUGAAGUGCUUGUAAUUUAGUACAUUGACAUCACUCCAUCUAGUAAAUUCAACAAUACAAGACAGGCUUUGAGUUUUCUUUGUAGACGAGGGCAAUAUCUUCAAUUCACCGCCAACAAUGGCGCUAGUCGACAGAAUCAUGGCUCUGCCAUCCCACGUAUUUAUGUUCAUCAUAGACAUCCUGAUGUACAUCUACCACUUCUUUGACAACCUAGCGCUCAAGUUUGAAGAGAAGCCCAUAUUUGGGCGCCGACAGCGGCAGCCCAACGUGGUGGUCCGCCUGAUCAAGAAGGUGAUCCAUUUCGUCCUGCUGGUCAUCGAGCUGCCCGUCUUCCUGGUGGUCUUCUUCGUCACCGCCAUCCUGCUGUCCGUCCUGGCCAUCAUCGAGACCAUCCUCAAGGCCGUCUUUGUCAAGUUUACAAUCAUCUUCGUGGUGGCGCUGAUCGCGGUAGGGGUGUACUUUGUGAUGGUCAAGCUUGGCAAGAAAUGAUCGGCCGAGCGAACAACACCCAACGCGAAAAAACAUCAACGAUUUUAAAACCAACUGCGUGCCCAAAUGUCAAAAGAGAUUCAGCUGUUUCACUCAAGAAGUCGAUCAAUACGAAGGUACUUUAUUAACAUAGCAUCACCAGCCAGUAACAGCGAACACUAAAAAACGUCCACUUUUAAUCUGUUAUAUUAAAUAAUGAAUCUACUUUACUACAGAAGUCGCGGCCUAGAAUGAAUGUAACACAAUAGUAUCUCUGAAUACAGCCAUGAACACAUGCCAACUAAUAGUCAGUGGGGUCCUCUGUUCUUAUUGUUAAAGCCGCAACAAAUUGAUACAAUGCGAUAAUAACUCUGGAACUAUGAGUACAAUGUGCAUUUGACCAAGUGUUAAUCGAACUAAAUAUAUUUUACCCACAUAGAUCUAGAAGCUCCAAACUUUGUCCACAAAAUACAAACGCUUAAAAUAUUAAUUCCCUAUAAAUCUCGUUGAUCGGUAAAUAUUUUUUUUAUUUGAAUGCACAUCAAAGAAAUGAAACAGAAGAACUCCUUUGGAUAUUUCUCCUCCAAUGCUUAAUUUCCUUCAAAACAUUAAAUAAAGAGAGGUGUCAGAUAAUUAGAAUAAAUGCAUAACAUAUAUUAAAAUUUGUACAAGCUUGU
Biomphalaria glabrata is the source of this 1335-nucleotide messenger RNA. RefSeq lists its product as uncharacterized. Lineage: Eukaryota; Metazoa; Mollusca; Gastropoda; Planorbidae. The transcript has 2 exons. The record is from RefSeq and is a predicted model, not a curated record. Bases 308 to 679 code for a protein of 123 amino acids.